AUGGAAAGAGCCUAUGAUAAGAACGUGGGCCAUUACGGGUUUGUGAAAACCCUCCAUUUAAUACGGAGGCGGUUUUGGUGGCCGAGCCUUCGGAAGGACGUGGGAGCGUCCACAGGAAGCUGCCCGAUUUGUGCAACCGCCAAAGGGAGCAGGGGGAAGCCCCGGGGUCUCCUCCAGCCUGUAGCAACGCCAGAAGGCCCUUGGCAAGAAGUCGCCAUGGAUUUUAUUGUGGAGUUACCCGAGAGCAAGGGGAAGAUGGCUAUUUGGGUAGUGACGGACUUGUUUUCAAAACAAGCGCACUUCGUGGCUUGGCAAGUUCCCACAGCGGAGAGGCUGGCGCGGAUGUUUGUGCAGCACGUGUAUCGAUUGCACAGUGCCCCCCGCUUAAGUGCCGUUUCUUCCCUUUCCCCGCGAGCUGGCAAAGAAAGGGCACGAAGCUCGAGGCGUGCAAGGAAUGGGCGGGACCAGCCUCGGCAACCCGUUUGCGGGCGAUUCGGGGAGGUGCUGCAGGCGUACACGAGGCGGGGCCAGGAGGAGCUACCGACGUCCCUGGAGGACCGGAGUUUCACCCAGCACGAGGCUCUCCACCGACCCUUUGGUUGUGACACUGAACCACAGGCACUGAAUGAAGCCAUCAGGUGGAGUUCCAAGGAGAAUCUUCUAGGAGCCACUGAGAGUGACCCCAAUCUUUUUGUUGCACUUUAUGAUUUUGUAGCAAGUGGUGACAACACACUCAGCAUCACCAAAGGUGAGAAGCUACGUGUAUUGGGUUACAAUCAAAAUGGUGAAUGGAGUGAGGUACGCUCCAAGAAUGGGCAGGGAUGGGUGCCAAGUAACUAUAUCACUCCAGUGAACAGCCUGGAGAAGCAUUCCUGGUAUCAUGGACCAGUGUCACGUAGUGCAGCUGAAUAUCUGCUGAGCAGCCUCAUUAAUGGCAGCUUCCUUGUUCGAGAAAGUGAGAGCAGUCCUGGACAGCUGUCAAUCUCGCUCAGGUACGAGGGACGUGUUUACCACUACAGGAUCAAUACCACCACAGAUGGCAAGGUGUAUGUGACAGCUGAAAGUCGCUUUAACACAUUGGCAGAACUAGUUCACCACCACUCAACAGUAGCUGAUGGCCUAGUAACAACUUUGCACUAUCCAGCACCAAAGUGCAAUAAACCCACGGUCUAUGGGGUGUCACCGAUCCAUGACAAAUGGGAGAUGGAAAGGACAGAUAUCACCAUGAAGCACAAACUUGGCGGAGGACAAUAUGGUGAAGUGUAUGUUGGAGUAUGGAAGAAAUACAACCUUACAGUUGCAGUGAAAACACUCAAGGAGGAUACUAUGGAGGUAGAGGAAUUCCUGAAAGAAGCUUCUGUUAUGAAGGAAAUCAAGCAUCCAAAUCUGGUACAGUUAUUAGGUGUGUGUACCCUAGAACCCCCCUUUUAUAUAGUAACAGAAUAUAUGCCCUAUGGUAAUCUGCUGGACUAUCUACGAGAGUGCAAUCGGGAAGAAGUGACUGCUGUUGUCUUGCUAUAUAUGGCCACCCAAAUAUCUUCUGCUAUGGAGUAUCUGGAGAAGAAGAACUUUAUUCACAGGGAUCUAGCAGCUCGGAAUUGCUUGGUGGGAGAAAAUCAUGUGGUGAAAGUAGCUGAUUUUGGAUUAAGCAGACUGAUGACAGGGGACACAUACACAGCUCAUGCUGGAGCAAAGUUUCCUAUCAAAUGGACAGCACCAGAAAGUCUGGCCUAUAACACAUUCUCAAUCAAAUCAGAUGUUUGGGCCUUUGGAGUAUUGCUGUGGGAGAUUGCCACUUAUGGAAUGUCCCCCUAUCCCGGCAUUGACCUUUCUCAAGUUUAUGAUCUGCUGGAGAAAGGUUACAGGAUGGAACAACCUGAAGGUUGCCCACCAAAGGUCUAUGAACUCAUGAGGGCAUGCUGGAAAUGGAGUCCCCUAGAUAGACCUUCAUUUGCUGAGACUCACCAAGCUUUUGAAACCAUGUUUCAUGAUUCUAGCAUCUCUGAAGAAGUGGCAGAAGAACUUGGAAGGACUGCAUCCUCUUCUUCUGUAGUUCCAUAUUUGCCCCGAUUACCUAUACUUCCUUCCAAGACUAGGACCUUAAAAAAACAAGCAGAAAACAAAGAGAAUAUUGAAGGAGCUCAGGAGACCAUAGAGCAUUCUGCAUCCAGUUCUGCUCCAGGUUUUAUUAGAAGCACACAGCAGACCAGUGGAUCCCCAGCACUACCUCGCAAGCAGAGAGACAAGUCGCCUAGUGGCCUGUUAGAAGACACUAGAGAAACAACCUUUACCAGAGACAGAAAAGGUGGUUUCUUUAGCUCCUUUAUGAAAAAGAAAAAUGCCCCUACGCCUCCCAAACGCAGCAGUUCCUUCCGUGAAAUGGAAAACCAGGCUCACAAGAAGUAUGAAUUAACGGGUAACUUUUCUGCGGUUGGUCCAUUGCAGCAUAUUGAUGGAUUUUCAUUUACUCCCUCCCAGCAGGAUGGAAAUCUUUGCUUAUCCAAGUGUUAUAUUGGGAGCUUUGCACAGCGGAACCUCUAUGGGGAAGAUGGUGGUGGCAGCAGCAGUGGGGGCACAAGCAUUGGUAGUGGUUGGUCAGGCAUCACAGGCUUUUUUACACCACGCCUGAUUAAAAAGACAUUGGGCUUACGAGCUGGGAGGCCCACUGGAGGUGAUGAAGCUUCAAAACCUUUUCCUCGAUCAAACUCCACAUCUUCCAUGUCCGCAAGUCUUCCUGAGCAGGAGAGAAUGGCAAUGACUCUUCCCCGAAAUUGCCACAGGUCCAAAGUUCAACUGGAAAGGACAAUAUCCACUUCCUCUGAGCCUGAGGAGAACACAGACAAGUCCAGUGAUUUUCUCCCUAAAAGGUGUGAAGAAAUUCAUACGUUGACCAGAAGCCGACCAAAAACUAAACUUCUGCCAAGGGGUGCUACAGCUGUUCCUCUCAGGACACCUUCGGUGGACACAUCUGUUUCAGAGAAGGAUUGUCAAGGGCCAACAGCAGCAGCAAGCCUGAAAAGCAAGGAGAAAAACAGUGCGAUACGACAGGGUUCAGUAGAAGGGGAAGAAAAACCAGGCUGGCCUUCUCCAGCCAAGGCUGCAGCAAUACUUCCAACCACUCAUAAUCACAAAGUGCCCGUUCUCAUCUCACCUACUCUAAAGCAUACACCAGCUGAUGUGCAGCUCAUUGGCACAGACUCUCAGGGGAAUCGGUUCAAGCUCUUAUCUGAGCAUCAGGGCACUGCUUCUAGUGACAGGGAUAGACCCAGACGGAUAAAACCAAAGUGUGCUCCACCUCCGCCACCACCUCCACCACCACAAGCAGUCAUGAGGCUCCUUCAUCAGCCUCCAGGUUCCUCAGAUACAGUAGAUGAGUUGGAUAAUGGAGCAUUGGUACAGCAUGGCCAAGAUAGCGAGGGCAGCAAAAAGGCAGUAGUGGCACCUGCUAGUGGAAAAGCUGGAAGGCCAGUAAUACCUCCACCUCAAGUGCCUUUGCCAUUGUCUUCUUCACCUGCUAAAAUGGCAAAUGGCACAGCAGGAGCUAAAGUUGCGCUGAGAAAGACCAAACAGACAGCUGAGAGAAUCUCAGCAGACAAAAUCAGCAAAGAGGCACUUCUGGAAUGUGCAGACCUCCUCUCCAGUGCCAUUGCAGAGCCUACCACAAAUAGCCAGCUGGUGGAUACUGGGCACCAACUAUUAGAUUACUGUUCAGGUUAUGUGGAUUGCAUCCCCCAAACGCGCAACAAGUUUGCCUUCCGGGAAGCUGUAAGCAAACUGGAACUUAGCCUGCAAGAACUGCAGGUGUCGUCAAUGGCUGCUAAUCUGCCCGGAGCAAAUCCUGUACUUAAUAACUUAUUGUCUUGUGUUCAAGAAAUCAGUGAUGUUGUUCAGAGGUAGCUACUGUCAAAUCAUCUGGUUAGGAGGAAAAAAGUUCACAAAAUUGAGAGAAGAGUCAGGGUGACUUCUUCUAAUCAUUUUUUUCCUAUGUUAAUGUUUUGAAAGAAGAGACUGAUACUUGAGUAAGUUUUAUGUGAAGUACCUCAGAUCACUGAGCUCACAUGUUUACAGGUUCAUCUCAGUACAUGGGGCAGAUAAGAGGGAAGCUAAGCUUCACGGGGGUCAGAUGACUGCAGCUGAGAUGGGCAGAAUAUUGAGAAUUUGCCCUGGUGAGAAAAUGUAUUUGUAAAAAUAGAGCUUGUGCUCUUAUUCCACUUCUGGGAGGAAGGAGAUUCCAUGAAGGUACCUUUGUUCUGAUAAGGUAUUUUGUUCUCUUUGAUGCUGUCCAGUUGAUUAGAAUUACUGGAAAAGAGAUAAGAUUCCUUUUCUGCACUACUAUGUGUUUUAACCUUCUGAGAUCAUGGCAGAAAGGUUUAGAGGUGCCAUCGAGUAGAUCUUUCCAAGAAAGAGGAUAAUUUUGAGGGAAAGUCUGUUAUAUUUAAAAAAAAAUGGAUUGGCGCUGCAGGAAGUGCAUGCACUAGCCUGUCUGGUAGACCUUCCGCAGUACAAUUUGCUGCUGUAAUCGGAGAUGCAAAAAAGUAAAGACAAGAGCUGAAAUAUGAAAUGCAUCCCCUUUUAUCAUCCCCAUCUCAUAUUUAUCACUCACACAUUCACUCUAUCACAGCAUCUUGAAUGACAGUUUAAGCAGACUUGCCACUGGAUUUCCCACAAUCACACCCUACACUCAAACUGCUGUCAUCACCAUGUUGGUAGCAUAGCAUGGUUAGCUAACCAAUGGCAAUCACUUGAGUGCUUUGGGGAAUAGCACGCCUCAAGAAUCUGUUACUUUGUCUCUGGUUUUGAACUUUGGUACAGUGGUGGCUUUGCUAUAUCUUUAGGAGCCCUUCUGGAUUAAAAACACUGCAGAAUGCUGCUGGUGUUCUCUACAUUCCUUUUUUAAUUGUGCUUACCUUAAUGUCAUUUCUUCUUGAGGGAACUAGAGACCUGAGGCCUUCAUAUUUUCUAGUAGAAUUAUAAAUGGGCUCUUGGAGUACCAAUUCAGGUGUAUUGCUGAUAUAUAUUCUUUGUUUAGAGUUUUGCUUUAUUUGUAGUUUCAAGACACUGGCUGCACAUGGAUUCAUUGUAAGUGAUUAGUCUGUACAAACAUGCUGCCAUCUCCCUUCAGGUAGUGCAGUUCCAACACCGACCCAUCUCUGAAAGUCAUCAUGCUAUGGGACCACUACUUCCAAAAAUCCACUGAUACUAACUAAAGAAAAUUGGUUUCUUCUGUGAUUAAUGUGACCUCAAACUAGCAAUUGCACAACAUGUUUGCUCUUAAAAGACAGAGAAAUCAGGCUGUAUGCUUCCAUGAAACCUUUUUUGUUUACCCCAGAUCCCCUGAACUCACUCUAUUUACCAAAAUUCAGCAAGAAACUGUUGAAAAAUGGAGCUGUAGUUUCCCACUAUUUUUUUGUCAAGAAACAAAAUAAGGUAGGUAUAUGAUAUUUGGGAAGGAUUAAUGCAAAGAAAUAGUGGAAACCCCAUCUGAAACGCCUUGAAAAUUCCCCACAUACCAUUGUGAUUCUGUUCUCUUUUGUUCUCUGUAGCCUUUAGCCACCAAUAAAUAGUUAUGGUAUGGCCUCAGUCACAGGUGGGUUGUUCGUUCUUGCCUUAAACCAUAGAUGGAAGGUUUUCUGGCCACACUGUUUGGAGAAGGAAACUGAAGGCACAUUUAUGCUAACCAGAGUGCUGCCAUUUUUGAGUUUUCCAGAAAUUACACUGAAUAUGUAGCAUUAUUAAAGAGGGAAAACCCCACAGAAUGAAAACACAUUUGGGGUCCAGUUCUGAUUCAGAGCAAUAACAGUCUUCACAUGGUGGAGAACAAGCAGGCUCUGCAGUGUUUCAGAUUCAAAGGGGAAAAAUGCUUCAGAGUAUCCAAGGGUAUUGACAAUUUCUUAAACCCAGUUUGUCUUUUCCUGGGAUUGUGCAACAGCUGACACCCUAGUAUGCAGAUAUUUUAAGUAGUUUUCAACAGGUGCUAUGUGAUUGCCCCCCCCCAAUCAUUUUUCCCCUUUGAAUCCAAACUGCUACACAGCCUUAGAGAACAGUACAUGCUGCAGAUGUCCAGUUUACACCUUUUUCCAUUUUUGAGCAGGAAAAAUUGGGUAUCCAUAUGUAUGCCUACAGUAAUAUGACGUUGAUAUAGGAGGAUAUAGGGUACCCACUCUUACAAUGCAGACAGUUUUUUUCUUGAUGGCUUUUGGAGUCAGCCUCAGUUGACCAUCCUGUCUUCAGUUCCUUUUCUGUUUCCUGAGAGAAUUCUGGAUUUGGGCUAUUCAUAUAUUAUUUACAUGUUGGGCAAUAGUUUAUAUAGUAUGUUUAAGUUUGCCGUAUGCUGUUCUUAAUACAAAAUCUGUAUUAAAAAUGCAAGGGCAUGCAACUUCAUAUUAGUCUGGGACAGUUCAUAAAAAACUUUCCCACACAGAGCUCACAGAAGUUACUGUUCCAACAUAAAUUGACUUUGUUCUGAUAAGUAACAAAUAGCUUAAAUAUGGGAUGGGGAAAAUCUGCUUGUUCUUCUGACAUUGCAUGCACACACACACCCUCCCAGUGUGUACUGUAGUUCAUAUCUGGAAGCUGCAGGCCCCUCUUGCACCAGACUGUUAAAAAAUCAGCCUGUUUAUCAUAGAAUUUACAUUAUAUAAUUGGAAGAGUUUAUCUAGACCAUUGAGUCCAAUCUCCUGUUUGAUACAGGAAUCCAAAUAAAGCAUCCUUGACAAAUGUCUGUCCAGCUUCUACUAGAAGACUUCUAGUGAAGGGAAAGUCUACUCUCUCACAAUAAUUGUUUUGACUGGUGAACUGGUCUUCCUAUCUGGAAGUUAUUCUAACAUUCAGCAAGAAUAUGGCUUGCUGAAAAUUUUUCUGUGCCCUGGUAUUUGUUCCCCUCUGAGGAAGUUCGUACUUACAACUGCUUGUAGCAUCCCACAGUCACGUGAUCACCAUUUGAAACCUUCCCUGCUGGCUUCUCACAAGCAUAGUCAA
This is a messenger RNA of Python bivittatus (Burmese python), 6978 nucleotides long. RefSeq names its product ABL proto-oncogene 2, non-receptor tyrosine kinase (gene ABL2). Gene Ontology annotation, molecular function: protein binding; non-membrane spanning protein tyrosine kinase activity; ATP binding. The record is from RefSeq and is a predicted model, not a curated record. Lineage: Eukaryota; Metazoa; Chordata; Lepidosauria; Squamata; Pythonidae. Gene Ontology annotation, biological process: protein phosphorylation.